This is a messenger RNA of Amphibalanus amphitrite, 2580 nucleotides long. RefSeq names its product monocarboxylate transporter 10-like. The coding region runs from base 368 to 1822 and encodes 484 amino acids. Gene Ontology annotation, molecular function: monocarboxylic acid transmembrane transporter activity. The record is from RefSeq and is a predicted model, not a curated record. Gene Ontology annotation, biological process: transmembrane transport. NCBI's taxonomy places the organism in Eukaryota, Metazoa, Arthropoda, Thecostraca, Balanomorpha, Balanidae. The transcript has 8 exons.
AGUGGUGGCUGGUCCGCCGGUGACCCGACACCAAGCAUCGAUCGCUCGUCGUCCAGUGGGCCCCGACGGCUGGGAGACUGGGCCGGCGCCUCCUCGAAGGAUCGACGGUUGGAGGCUGGAGGCAUUGGGGGUUUUCGUUUGCUAUCGGCCAGUUGAAGCAUCAGAUAUCAGCCGUCACUCGUCAGCCGUCAGGUGCCAUUCGUUGGACGUCAGAUACGACGUCAGUCGUCAGUUAACAAUUUUACCCAGCCGUCAUCCGUCAGUCGUCAGUCGUCGGUCCUUAAAUAAUUACCCUCCACCAGCAACUCCCUACUAAAUCCCGAUAGCCGACCGAUAACAGUCAACCGUCAACCGUCCGCUACCAGCCAUGCCGCCUCAGACCUCCGGGCGGCACUCUCCGGCUCCUUCGGAGAUGACGCGCCUGACGAAGCCACUACCGGAGAAACAGCCCCCCGAGGAGACCAAGCCGGUGGCGGUGCACCCGCCGGUCGACGGCGGUCUGCGCGCCUGGCUGGUGGUACUGGUCAGCUUCCUCUGCAACGGCGUCAUCUUCGGCAUCAUCAACUGCUACGGCGUGCUCUACGUCUCGUUCCUGGAGCAGAUGGAGACGGCCGGCGUGGCCAACGCCGCCUUCAAGUGCUCUCUGGCGGGCUCGCUGUGCACGGGCCUAACGUUUCUGAUGUCGGCCGCGUCCGGCGUGCUGGCUGAUCAUGUGGGCAUGCGUCGCACCGCGUGCUGCGGUGCCCUCAUGGCCUUCACCGGCCUGCUCGUUUCGGCGUUCGUCUCCGGUCAGUUCGAGGCGCUGCUGGUGACCUAUGGCCUGCUGCUGGGCACCGGUGCCUCGUUGGUCUACACGCCCUCACUAGUAGUGCUCGGACACUACUUCGAGCGCCGGCUGGGCCUGGUGAACGGGCUCUGCGCCAUGGGAUCGUCCAUCUUCACCGUCAUCAUGCCGUUCGUCAUGACGUCCCUGCUGGGCUCGGUCGGCAUCAAGGGCACGCUGCUCGUCCUGGCAGGCCUGGUGGGCGCUCUGGUGCCCCUGGUGCUCCUGUUCCGCGCUCAGCACGCGCACGGCGGACCGACGGGUGACCCGCGGCCCAGCUGUUCGCCGGCGUGGAUCUGCAGCCAGCUCAUCAACGUUCACAUCUGGCGCAACCGUCGCUACCUGGUCUGGUCCAUCGCCGUGCCGCUGGGCCUGUUCGGCUACUUCGUGCCCUAUGUGCACCUGGUGCAGUACGUGCGCAAGUCGUUUCCGGCGUGGGACGGCACGUGGCUCGUGCCGUGUCUGGGUGCCACGUCCGGCCUGGGACGGCUGGUGUUCGGUAGGAUAGCCGAUAUGCCGCGCUUCAACAAGAUCGUCCUCCAACAGGUAUCGUUCCUGGUGAUUGGCACGCUGACGGUGACGCUAGCGUUCUGCCGGUCGUUCCCGCUGCUCGUUGCCAUCGUCCUGGCCAUGGGUCUGUUCGACGGCUGUUUCAUCUCGCUGCUGGGACCGAUCGCCUUUGAGCUGGUCGGCCCGGCCGGCGCCUCGCAGGCCAUCGGCUUCCUGCUCACACUCUGCUCCGUCCCGCUCACCGUGGGACCCCCAGUGGCCGGUAUGCUGUACGAUCACACGCACUCGUACCAGACGGCGUUCGUGCUGGCCGGCUGUCCGCCAAUCCUGGCCGCUGUGGCCAUGUGCCUCAUCCACCGGAUCGCCGCUCCCCUGCCCGACGCCGUCCAGCAGCGCAAAAUGUCAGCCGCACACGCAGACGGCCACGAGCACCACGAACAGCUGCCGCAGUGUGAGCAGCUUCUGGGUGCUGCCUCGCACGCCGUCUAGCGUCCGGAGAUAGAAGCUGCAGUUCAGCCGUCGUCCGCUACAAGUCCGAGCUGCUCUGAUGACAUCAACGGAUCUUGGUGACGUCAACAGAGUUUGAUGACGUCAACAGUCGGACGAUGUGUCCUCAAUGGGGUGAAUGGAAAUGAGUUCGCGUACGCAAAUGACAUGUGUAUUUUUAUGUGAAAGCAUAUCAGUGCUUCCAGGGCUAGCAUAUAUUGCAAUUAGAGUUGUUAUUUUGUCCUUUUAGUUAUUAUGCCAACGGCAACUGUCCACCAACCAAACAAUUCCUUCUAUGUAGUUAGGUACAUGCUUAAUAUUUAUUCUCGUACCUUAGACACCAAUAGGAUGCCAUUUCUUCGAAAUAUUAAAAGAAAGAAGCACUUGACGGUUCAACACCCUUUUAUAGAUUUCCACAACCCCAAACCCUGUCCCCCUGCUCCAUCGUCUUAGCCUGUUUGUCAUAGGAUUAGAGCCUAUACAUGUAAGGAUAAGAACCUACACCUAUACAUGCAUUUGUUGUUUCUGAGAGUAUCUAAUCCGAAAGGGUAGAUAAGUACACUAUCCAGCGUCCAAUGCCCACGUAUUUAGACAAGGAGGUCAAUUUAUCAAUAGCCUCGUCACUAUCUUCGGCGCAUUGCUUCCCUUAGACGCACAUCCGAUAUAGGGCCCAAGGCUCUGUCACAUCCGUAUAAUUAAUGGCAUAGGGGCAUGAUCGAAAUGAUCCCCUGUUGACUGGGAAAAAUAAACGGAUAAUGGAA